This is a messenger RNA of Cydia fagiglandana, 1161 nucleotides long. It is a transcript of the gene mts, whose product is annotated as serine/threonine-protein phosphatase 2A catalytic subunit beta isoform. NCBI's taxonomy places the organism in Eukaryota, Metazoa, Arthropoda, Insecta, Lepidoptera, Tortricidae. Gene Ontology annotation, biological process: mitotic cell cycle. The coding region runs from base 161 to 1090 and encodes 309 amino acids. The transcript has 8 exons. The record is from RefSeq and is a predicted model, not a curated record. Gene Ontology annotation, molecular function: protein serine/threonine phosphatase activity. Gene Ontology annotation, cellular component: cytosol.
GUCACGCCAGUGGUACGCCAUUUUGUAAGUGUCCGCCGUAGUCAAUUUUCUCGGUAUAGUGAAUAAUAGUUUAUUCGCAUGGUUUUGUGUACGCUUAAAAGAUAAGACACUUUUUAAACCUAAUUUAACGUCUCGUACGUUAAUUUCACAAACCACAAGUAUGGAGGACAAGGCGGCGCUAAAGGAAUUGGAUCAAUGGAUAGAGCAGCUAAACGAAUGCAAGCAAUUGACAGAAAAUCAAGUCAAAACGUUAUGCGACAAGGCAAAAGAGAUUCUGACUAAGGAAUCCAACGUACAGGAGGUGAAAUGCCCCGUGACCGUAUGCGGCGACGUGCACGGGCAGUUCCACGAUCUGAUGGAGCUGUUCCGCAUCGGCGGGCGGUCCCCGGACACCAACUACCUGUUCAUGGGGGACUACGUCGACCGCGGGUACUACAGCGUCGAGACUGUCACAUUGCUGGUUGCACUUAAGGUGCGCUACCGGGAGAGAAUAACGAUCCUGCGCGGCAACCACGAGUCGCGCCAGAUCACGCAGGUGUACGGCUUCUACGACGAGUGCCUGCGCAAGUACGGGAACGCCUCCGUGUGGAAGCACUUCACCGACCUCUUCGACUUUCUGCCGCUCACCGCGCUCGUCGACGGACAGAUCUUCUGCCUUCACGGCGGUCUCAGCCCGUCCAUCGACACCCUGGACCACAUCCGCGCGCUGGACCGCCUGCAGGAGGUGCCGCACGAGGGACCCAUGUGCGACCUGCUGUGGAGCGACCCCGAUGACAGAGGCGGAUGGGGCAUAUCGCCUCGCGGGGCCGGCUACACGUUCGGGCAGGACAUCUCGGAGACGUUCAACCACAGCAACGGCCUGACGCUGGUCUCGCGCGCCCACCAGCUGGUCAUGGAGGGCUACAACUGGUGCCACGACCGGAACGUCGUCACUAUAUUCUCAGCGCCCAACUACUGCUAUAGGUGCGGCAACCAAGCCGCCAUUAUGGAAUUGGAUGAUGCGCUUAAGUACUCAUUCCUUCAGUUCGACCCGGCCCCGCGGCGCGGCGAGCCCCACGUCACACGGCGAACGCCGGAUUACUUCAUGUAGGCUGCACCGGAGGCGCACAUGAAGCAGUCGGGCUCGGGCGGCGGCGGGGCAGGCGGUGUCGGCGGCGGCGG